CCGGGUACGGAUGCUAUGUCACCAAGCAGACGUCCUUCGCCACCGACGAUGCCACUAGCACACCUGCCACCCCCGUUGCAUAUGCUGCACUGUGGCCUACCGCCACCGGGUUCCCGGUUGCCGCAUCCGCUGCCACCGCCCCCGCCACCGCUACCGCCGUCGUCGUCUUCGAUCUCGCAUCCUUCGAUGUCGCCAACGGCACAAAAGCACUACUCCUCGUCGGCGAAUCCUAGCGGUGUUAGCAGAGCGAACUCGCCUCCGCGUUCCUUAGACUCGCACUUAACGGUGUCGCCGUUGAAUCGGCUCCAGAGCAUGCAGCCGUUUGACUUUCGAAAGCUGGGUACUCUCGGAUUGCCGGCAUUUUCGCCGUUGCCACCAGCAUCCGCGGAGCAGCUCCUGCAAAAUCGAAAGUCUAUGAGGAAUCCGCACAGUCCCCACAGUCCACCUCAUCAUUCAUCGUCGCAGUUGCAAAGGCCGCAUAUGCCGGUCGCGCCGGUCUCUUCGUCGGCGUUAAACUUCGGUCAUCCACUCUCGGUCGCAGUUUCCUCCGGAGCGCUACCACCGAGCUUUCCAACGCACUUUCCACCACCACCGAUGGGUAAAUCACCUGGUGGCAUCGGUGGGCUCACCGUGCCCGCGGACGUGCACAGCGGUGGUGAGAAGAGCAGUGAGUUUGGCUCGGAGGAGGACGAAGAUGAUGACGAAAACUCCGACAGCGCGUUGAAUCUUAGCAGACGAGACUCCGCUAUGUCGAAGCAUGUGAUUUCCUCCGAGCAACGGCAUCUACCGCCGUUAUCGCUCCAAGCUACGCCGUUAGGCAGGCCACCCGGUAUACCCGGCAGGAAGCCGCACUCUCCGGGUAAGCGACCGGGCAGUCAAUGGGGCGCCGCCGCAAACAUGCCGCCGAACCUUGGUACACCUUUCAUCAAUCCCACCACCGGCAAGAAGCGCGUACAAUGUAACGUCUGUUUGAAGACCUUUUGCGACAAGGGCGCUCUGAAGAUCCACUUCAGCGCGGUACACUUACGCGAGAUGCACCAGUGCACUGUCAAGGGUUGCAGCAUGAUGUUCAGCUCGCGCAGAUCGCGAAAUCGACACAGCGCGAAUCCAAAUCCGAAACUGCACUCACCGCAUCUACGCCGCAAAAUCUCCCCGCAUGACGGCCGUUCAUCUAUGGCUCAUGCCUUGGUAUUACCACCGCAGGUAGGCCUUCCAGUUCCCGCUACUGGACUGAAUCAUCUACCUUUCGGCACGUUUCCAUUGCUCACGCCACCACCAGAUCUCCGUUCGCCAGCGUCGCUGUGUGCGCUGGACUUCAAGCAUUUGGAUUUGUCAUCCACGCAAGCGGGUCAGGGCAGACCGUACGACGAGGCGUUGCAGCAAAGAAUGGCGAGCACAGGUCUGUCAACGACCACGGCCUCGACGACGAUGCCAGUGCCGAUGUCGAGUGUUGCGCCAACCACGAUCACGACGACGGCGCGAGGAUCGUAUUCUGGUGGUGGUGGUGGUGGUGGUGCAUCCAUUAGCGCAGUCUCGCCGUCUACCCAAGCAUCAUCUAUGAUACCAGAGGGCGAGGAGGACGAUGACGAUGAUGAUGGUGGUAUCGUCGUAGUCGCGGAGGACGAAACCAGUAAUCUGCCAUCGAGGUUACAACCGUUACGUGCCGAAGAUGACGAGCAACCGGCUGAUUUCAGUCUAGCGAAACGGCCGAAGCUCUACUUUGGCGACACCGCCGACGAAGACCUUGCCAGUAAUCCCGACAGCAACGAGGAUAACGAUUCGAUGGGCACAGUUGACCAGCAACCUUUCUCCGUGAAUCAGCAUUCGCUCAACUCGAGUUCCUUUCACAACCGAGGCGUACGCAAAAGAAAAUCUCAGCAUCCUACGAGAUGUGCUGUGCCGGCGGAAGUGCAUUCCUCGUCUACCGAUGGCGACUCCUCUAAUGACGAAGAGCAGCGAAUUCAACGACGGUGUCUGUCGGAUGGUAUUGCACCAAUAGCAGAAUUUCAGAAUCAGCCAGAAGACAUGUCGAUGUCCAGGCUUGAGGCGGAGGAGCGAAAGAUACUCCCCAGCUCGCCGAGGAACCAAAAAAGCUUUCAUGAUCGCGAAUCAAACUCGCGCUCUCCGGACACCGGCAAUAGAGAGCGCGAGACAGCGACUAAUCGACGCGAUACUUUUUCCUCUCAAGACAACGCGGAGGAUCUACCUCAAGAUGAGCCGCGUGACUUGAGCUCAAGGGCGAGCUCAGUCAAGUCACCAAAACGACAGAUCACCCCAGAACCAAAGACCGACAACGCGCCACCGUCAAACACGACAUCGAGCGGGGAUUCCGACGCGAUAUUGUCGGAACAGAAAGAUCGACGAUUGAGCACGGAAAGCGACGAAACGUCAAGGGUGAAAGAGGAGACUAUUGCGAAAAAAGAAUCUGCCGAGCCGACGCAGGAGGAAGGAAGGCCGACGAACAACGAGGAGCAGCAGGAGGACGAGGAGGACGACGAUGAUGAGCCCAUGGAGGAGGUCGAGGAGGAGGAUGAUGAGGAGGAGGAGAUGGACGACGCGCUGCGCAAUCAAGAAGGUGAGCGUCCCGAUGAUCCCCCCCGUGCCCCGAGCUCGGUCGACAGCCGUCCAACGACAGCCGACGACCUCUCCCACGACUCCUCGACCAACACUUUGCGUCAACUCGAGUCCUUGUCGCAGGGUCGAUGCGCGAUGCCGUACGCCGAGACGCAGCGGGAGGCUUUGAGGUCUGGCCGCGGCUCUACCAGCCCUAUCAGCCUCACGACCCACCAGGAGAUCAUCAUGGACAACUCCUCACAUGGCUCUCGUUCAUCCAGCGCCUCACCCUCCACAGUGGCCAUGGAUACGGACAAUAGCCUGAUCACGUACGCACGUUACGAGAACGGCGGCUUCGUCAGCACCCAGGAAGUGCCGCUCGACCGUGAAAAUCCACGCCGGUGCACUGCCUGCGGCAAGGUCUUUCAGAAUCAUUUCGGUGUCAAGACUCACUAUCAGAACGUCCACCUCAAACUGAUGCACCGCUGCAGCGUGGAUGGUUGUAAUGCGGCCUUUCCCUCGAAACGAUCUCGUGAUCGCCACUCGGCGAAUCUCAAUCUGCACCGGAAAUUGCUGUCAACCUCGUCGAGUCCGCCGCUUUCCACCAGCCUGCCACCGAGCUUAUCGCCGCGUGUUGACGAUCCGCAGAUGAAUCCGCUGCUACACAACGAGUUCCUGGCACGACUCUAUGCGGAUGCUAGUAUCGGUGCAUUGGGCGCGUAUCCCUUAGCACCUGGACUGCCAUCUGCGGUCGAUCUAGCGGCCCGGAUACCACCACCGCAUCCGCUCCUGCUACCACCGCAUCUUAGCGCCACGUUCCCGGGUCUAUCCUCGUUCGCGUCUCACUUGGCUGGUCUAAACGGCCUCACUCAUCAACAUCUGAAUCACUUGACGAGAUUGACCCAGGAACAAGGCAAUAGGCAUGCGUCUGUUUCGGGUUCGCCUGUAUCUUCGCCAGGCUCGGACGAUCGCAAAGAGGAGGCUAGGUGCACUGUACCAGGUUGCGAGCGCAUCUUCGGUUCCCGAGCCGUACGAGACGCACACUCGAGGGAUCCCCAGGCCCACCGCGACCUGCCGAUCUUGUCCACCAGCAGCGGCUCGUGACCGAUCUCGUUCUACGGCCGUGGACACGAUUAUUAUCCUUUACUGUGAUGCCAAAAUCCUAACUCGGCGACUCGAUUCGGCCGAUCGAUCACCGAUGAUCUCGUUUCUAAUUAGGAUCGGCAGACCUAGACGCGGUCUUCCCCACGAACAGGGCACGUUUUGUUGUCCUAAAACGUUUCAUUCGAACGUGCGUAAAAACGUGCAAUAUCGAGCAGAGUGCGUGCGGAAUGAUCGACCAU
Messenger RNA from Cyphomyrmex costatus, 3896 nucleotides. RefSeq lists its product as uncharacterized. The coding region runs from base 16 to 3657 and encodes 1213 amino acids. The transcript is spliced from 2 exons. Gene Ontology annotation, biological process: regulation of DNA-templated transcription. The record is from RefSeq and is a predicted model, not a curated record. Lineage: Eukaryota; Metazoa; Arthropoda; Insecta; Hymenoptera; Formicidae. Gene Ontology annotation, cellular component: nucleus.